AUGUCCUCAGAACAAAGUUUCUCUUAUGGUGGUUUCCGAGCUUCGGAACUAGACUUACCAACUGAUUCCGAACUUCACGCCAUGGAAAUCCAAGUGCAGAUGGAGGAAUUGAGAGAUGAGGUGCGACAACAGCUUGGCGAUUUUAGGGAGGAGAUACGCUACUUGAAAAGGAUAGUGAGCAUGAUGGGUGUUGUUGGAGUUGUAGUGAUGUCGUUGAUCGGGGUUCGUGUUUGCGUCGACUGCAGUGGAUGGGGAUUUUGGUGGGUGUAG
Lactuca virosa is the source of this 270-nucleotide messenger RNA. The record is from the annotation of a GenBank genome assembly. Lineage: Eukaryota; Viridiplantae; Streptophyta; Magnoliopsida; Asterales; Asteraceae.